UCACAGCGAGGACAGGAAACCCGCCACCUCACAUCACCAGGAAGAGAAGGAGAGAGAGAGAGAUGGCAGCGCUCAGCCCUGGGAGGAGACGGGCUGAAUCCCAUGAGGCACCACAGCGUCUCUCAGAGAUCAGGAUCGUGCUGCUGGGGAAGAGAUGGUCUGGGAAGAGCUCAGCAGGAAACACCAUCCUGGGCAGAGAGGAGUUUGACACUGAGGGAGUACCUGAGGAGUGUGAGAAGAGACAGGGUGAAGUAGCUGGGAGGCAGAUCACUGUGGUCGACACUCCAGGCUGGGAUGUGUGGCUGAUGAGGAAUGAUCCUCAGCAGAUCAGACAGGAGGUUGUGUACAUUGUGUCUCUGUGUCCCCCAGGACCCCACACUCUCCUCCUGGUGAUUGAUCUCGACUCAAACACAGACUGGAGAUCAGUGAAGGAAUAUCUGGAGCUUCUCAAUGAGAGAGUGUGGAGACACACAAUAGUGCUGUUCACCUGUGGGGACACACUGACACACACAACCAUUGAGCAACACAUUGAGGGAGGAGGGAAGGAGCUCCAGUGUCUGGUGGAGAAGUGUGGGAACAGGUAUCAUGUUCUCAACGACAAGAACAGGGGUGACCGCACUCAGGUCACAGAGCUGCUGGAGAAGAUAGAGGACAUGAUGGCAGGAAACUAUGGGCUGUACUUCACCACUGACAUUGACCAAGUAUACACUGAACUGGAGACAUACAAUAGAGAGAUAGAGGAGCUGAGACAGAGGUUGGAGGAGAGACAGAGGAGCUGAGACAGAAGUAUGAAAGAAGGGAGAGAGAGAGAGAAGAGGAGCUCAGACAGAGGUUGGAGGAGGAGUGGAGGAGAGAAGAGGAGCUGAAGGAGAAGAUGAGAAAGAUACUGAAGGAAGAGGAGCUGGAGAAAGAGACAGAGGAGCCCAGACUGCCUGUCAAGAGGAGGAACAGU
Messenger RNA from Lepisosteus oculatus (spotted gar), 952 nucleotides. Its product is annotated as GTPase IMAP family member 9-like. Lineage: Eukaryota; Metazoa; Chordata; Actinopteri; Semionotiformes; Lepisosteidae. Gene Ontology annotation, molecular function: GTP binding. The record is from RefSeq and is a predicted model, not a curated record.